CAGUGCGGUUCCGACAUGACCAGCCUGUUGUCCGCUUAGCUUACGGAAUUAGAACGUGUAAAUCAGUAUGUCACUGAACGGAGAGACGCAAUUGUCUUUUUACACAGGAAACUCUGUGCGGUGUUCUCUCCAGGUGAUUUUCUGAGAUACCGCAGGCGGGGAAAGGGGACAGGCAAAGCGGACAGCUAGGUGCCUCAGUUAAAGGGUCGCUGAAUGAAGUGGCUGUCGGCAAGGCACCGGCCAAAACAGUUGUACUCCUGUGCCUCUGCUGUAGAAAUGCGGAAUGAGUCGUGAUGCAUCAGAUACCCGGUGUCACUCAGUACAGGACGGGCAGGUUGCGGGGCGACCGGAGCGCGAAGGACACGGGCGGCCGCGACUAUAUUUUAUCCUAUUGACAGACGUUCCUGAAAGGACAUUCUUUCAGUAGCCUGCUGGAGAGGAGGCUGAGGGGAGUUGUCAGAAACUGCGAUCACGACUAACUAGGGCCAUCCUACGCUUACCAGGAUGAGCGCAAUUCGAGGCGGGGGGGCCACAUGGAGGCCGCAGCCCUGGCAGGACGGGGAUGGGGGCGGCGGGGAGCCCCUCUCUGACAGCGACUCUGAGGAGGAGGACUUCCCAGACGACAGCACCACCCCCCUAGGAGACUACAUCACUCACGGGCUGAAGCAGCUUCUGGAUGCUCAGCAGUUGUGUGAUGUGACUCUCCUAGUGGAGGGGAAGAAGUUCAUGUGUCACAGAGUUCUCCUGGCUGCUGUCAGUCCCUAUUUCCGCGCCAUGUUCACCAGCCCACUUGUGGAGUCCCGCCUCACUGAAAUCCGAUUGGAGGAGGUGACGCCAUCCGUCAUGGAGACAGUCAUCCAGUUCGUGUACACCGGGGAGGCGGGCCUUAGCCUGGACACAGCAGAGGAUCUGUUUGUGGCAGCCAAUCGUCUUCAAGUGAUGCCCCUUCAGGACUUGUGCUCCAGGUUCCUGUUUGAGCACCUCUCGGUGGAGAACUGCCUGGGCAUGUACUCUCUGGCCCGCUCGCACCACGACCAGCUGCUGCUGCGGGCCUCCCUGCGCCUGGUGGCCCAGCACUUCCCCCGCGUGGCCCGCCAGCACGACUUCCUGCUGCUGGACCCCGGCACGCUGGGCAGCCUCCUGGGCUCCGACCGGCUGGGCGUGGAGUCGGAGGCGGAGGUGUACGACGCCGCCCGCCGCUGGGCCGAGCACCAGCCGCGGCAGCGCUACCCGCACAUGCCCGCCCUGCUGCGCCACCUGCGGCCGGGCCUGCUGGCGCCCGAGGAGAGCCAGAGGCUGGCGCAGGAGCUGGGGCUGGGCUUUGGGGAGGGCCCCGGGGGGCCGCUGCGGCCCCGCGAGGGCAUGUUCGAGAAGAAGAUCGUCUGCGUGGACCUGAAGGCGCGGGAGGACGAGUCGCUGCGCGAGAGCGACUUCACGGUGGACUGCUUCGACCCGCGCACGGGCAAGUGGGAGAAGCUGGCGGCACUGGGCUCGCUGCUGUGCCCCGGCUGCACUGCCAUCGGCGGGCGCCUCUUCGUGGCCGGCGGCAUCCUGCGGGGGGGCCAGGUGUCGUCCUCCGUGCACGAGUACGACACCGUGCAGGACCGCUGGAUCCCGCGGCCCUCGCUGUCCCAGCCCCGGGCCAUGCUGGGGCUGCUCGGCUGCGGCGACACGCUCUACGCGCUGGGCGGAUGCAACCGGGCCGCGCUGCUGGACUCCUGCGAGAGCCUGGACCUGGCCUCUCUGCGCUGGGGCCCCGGGCCCCGCCUGCCCCUGCCCCUGCGCUCCUUUGCCUGCGCCGCCCUGCGAGGGCGGCUCUACCUCCUGGGCGGCACCACGCUGGAGCAGAACCGGGCGGUGGUGCACUCGGGCGUGCUCAUCUACCACACCCUGAGCCGCUCCUGGAGCCGGGUGGGCCUGGACUCGGGCGCCACCUGCCUGGCCGGCGGCGUGGCGGUGCGAGGCGGGGUGUGCGCUGUGGGCGGGUACCUGCGGGACGCCACCAAGUUCCUGGACGGCAACUACACCCAGCUGGAGCCGCUGGACGCCACGGGCCGCGUGCUCUUCUUCCGGGAGGGGCGGGGCUCCGGGGGCGAGCGGGAGGCGGCGGCCGAGCGGGGCGGGGGCGGGGGCAGCGACCGCGCCCCCAGCCCCGUGGUGUUCCCGGGGCUACCGCGGCGCAUCGCCGGCGGGGGGGUGGCGCGCUGGAAGCGCAGGAUCUACGUGCUGGGCGGCGAGAACGGCGCCCGUUUCUAUGACAGCGUGUACUGCUGGAAGCCCGGCUGGCGCAGCUGGGUGCAGCGGCGCGAGAAGCUGCCGGGGGACACCGGGGGGGUCAGCCAGUUCGGCUGCACCACCCUCAAGUUCCCCAAAAAACACAUCCUGUCCCGCCUGAGGCUGGCACGAGAGGACCGCACACACGACAAGUAGCAACAGAAUCAACAAAGGGCUCCGGCAAUGCAGAUGCCGUAUCUGCUUCACUCUGCCAUUCAGUCUGAAUCUAACUUUAUUGAAAACUGGUUUGGAGACACAGUGGGACACUGGUAUCUGAAUGUAAAGCAAGCGCAGUGUUCCACAACGGACCCAGCCGACUGCUACCAUGGUUUUGACCAUAGCAACAGAAAAAACUAGAAUGGUUGCACUAAUUAAAAGCCAUGGUCAGACAUGUGAGAGACUAGAGAGACCAUUCUAGAAAGGGUCAUUUUUUCCUAAUUCAAAUGUAAUUCUUUAUCAAUAAUAGAAGCCACUGUGAUUAUAGAAUGUCAAGAUAGCUCUCCCCUGCAAGCAUGUCCAUUCAGGACAUCACAUAGGAUACUAGAUCAACUACAACUUUCCACCAAUCUAGUAAUUCUA
Messenger RNA from Megalops cyprinoides (Indo-Pacific tarpon), 2853 nucleotides. RefSeq lists its product as uncharacterized. The transcript is spliced from 5 exons. Lineage: Eukaryota; Metazoa; Chordata; Actinopteri; Elopiformes; Megalopidae. The record is from RefSeq and is a predicted model, not a curated record. The coding region runs from base 505 to 2430 and encodes 641 amino acids. Gene Ontology annotation, molecular function: protein binding.